This is a messenger RNA of Linnemannia hyalina, 2043 nucleotides long. The record is from the annotation of a GenBank genome assembly. Lineage: Eukaryota; Fungi; Mortierellomycota; Mortierellomycetes; Mortierellales; Mortierellaceae.
AUGGCACGACCAGAAAGGACAUUCAGACCGGCAGACCUAGAAGAAGACGCCCCACCGCCCUAUGCAGCCACCGCGCCCGCGUCAGACUCGACGGUGCCCGACCCAGAGCAGUACCAACAUUCCUACCCAUCCCUCAACACUUCCUACAAUGUCCAACAGCAACAACAGCAACAGCAACAGCAAUUGCAGCAGCAGUUGUCUAUGGGUUUACCGAGUACACCGCCACCGCCGAUUCAUUAUUACCCCGUCAUGUCGUCCUCCGCGCCCGCUACUGGACAUACGCCUGGAUCGACGACAACGACUAUGGCACCUCCUCCACUGCAGUAUCCGCAUUAUCCUGUGGUUUCUACGGCGGUAGGCGUGAGCCCGUAUCUGAUGUACCCUGGCGCUUCUCAAUCAACAGUCUAUCCUGCACCACAGGCAUAUCCUGUGAUGGGUGGUGGUGGUCAUCCCUCGCCCUAUGGACCAGCUACGACUUCUACAGGACCAGGAGUACCACCAGCACAUUCACAUGCACAUGAAGGGAGUGUAUCAGCUUACCCGGUGCCAUAUCCGUCAGUGACAGGGAUGCCACCGUCGUCUCAUCAUGGCGGAUCGCAUUUCCCACAGAAUCAGUAUUAUUCUGCACCACCGUUACACUUUUCACCUCCUCCAGGACCACCACCUCCCCAAACAGCAACAACAGGAUCACCUGCAGCAUCCACGGCGACAGCUUCGACAUCGACAACAGCAUCGCCACACUUUCCGCCCUCAGCUCCGCAUCCGCUGCAACAGCAGCCCGUUCUUGUCUCCAGCACGCCCAUUGUCGCAGUCACGACGCCCGCUGUACAACCAACAGCGCCAGAGGAAAAUCUGAUCGACCUGGACGAUAUCAAUGGUCGGUGGGAGCAGCCUGAGCCACCAAGAGCACCGCAUGCUUACACCUCGCCCGUCUUGCCGCCUAUGUCGGCCAUUGCAGUCUUGUCGCCUACACCAGCACCAAUACCAGCACAAGCACCCCAGACAGGAGUAGCAACAUCUCCGGCAGUACCACUACCUUACGUGCCACCGCCAGUUUCACAGCAAGUACUACCGCCGACUGCGUUACCGGAUCUAAUCACGUUGUACAAGUGCCGAAAGUGUGGUGCGACACUCGAUUCAGAUACUGCGGUCUGUAAACGGAUACAUGUCGGUGGAUUCAGUGGCGACAAACAUGCCAACCAGGCGACAGAGGCUGAUCUGAACGAACGCAGGAAAUUGAUCCCUCAUGCUAAUGGCAGUGGCGCUGGCAAUGCUCCCAACAAUGGAUCGUCAUCGACUGUAGGGAGUCAGGGAUCGGCAGAGUUGGUGGUGCACGACUCGAACCAUGGAACCAGCGAUGUGUAUCUCAAUCAUCGACAGUACAACCGAUCCCGCAGAAGCGAAGAGUUGGCGCUGCCAGCACAUACUGUGAGUCCACCAGCUUUGGUCGAAUCUUCCUCCUCGAGAGGAGCACUGGGUCGAGCGACGUCAAUGGUGAACCCUCCGUCGACACAUCAGUACCUUUCGAAGCCAUCGACAAACGACAACCACGGGACCAACGAUGUGUAUAUCCGCCGAUCGUUCAGUACUCAGGGCCCGGUGACGUCGUUGAAGAAGCUGUGGAGGGAUACCAAGAAGGAGCUGUUGUCUAUUCAGCAACCGCCGUACAGUUCUAGGAAUCAUGAAAUUGUUGCACCUCCUCCUUUGCCUCCGCCCAUGAUGAUGCAGCAGCAGCCUUAUCCGCAGCCUCCUGAGCAGUAUCGACCGUCGCCAAUGUACCAUGAUCACCAUGCGGGAGCUGUACCACAACAGCAGUAUCAUGGACAUGUAGGGUACCCUGUUCUAGGUCCCUCGACAACACCUGUCACGAAUUCGACGAUACCAGCGGCGGCGAGCACGAAUCCGUUUAAUGACCCACCGACACCGGCGUAUAACCCCGCACAUGUUCCGGCAUACAUUCCUGAGCUACCCAUGCGGGAACAGCAGCAGCAACAGCAAUCGUCGCCGGCACCCUCUGCUCCACUUCCUAGCCAUCCCUUGUGA